GGCGACUCGCGCGGUCGCAUCCUUGCCCCAUCUCGGCCAAUGCAACGCGCGGCUGAUGGUCCAGGGGCGCCUUGAUUGGGCCUUCCCCAAAUCUCCCUUCCAUGCGAUUGGAGAUGAUAUGCAGCGACACUGCCUCACCAACUGCACAUCCCAACCACCUUGGACGCUCUUUCGCCAAGCAACCGCUGACAACCGCUGCGCCCUGUCUCUCGUUUGCUCCGUCACCGCUGUUGAUGCCCUUUCCUCUUUUUUGAUCCAGCAACCAUCUUUCUUUCUUUCUUUCUACCGUUUUUACAUACUUUGUGUACGCCGCGCACCAUGUACUUCGAUCUACCUUUGAUGCGACAACGGUCGCCUGCAUAUGUCCCUCUUCGACCUUCUUCGUCCGACUCGGAUCGCUCCUUCCCCAAAUUCUACCUCGACACGCCCAGCUACACGCCAAGCUCUGAGCAUCUCAGAGAGAACCUUAAUAGAAGCCCUUCGCGAUGGGGUCCGUUGCAGUACAUCCCGGUCUCCGGGUCGGAGUUCUAUGUCGCCGUCUCCCCACGCAGACCGCUUUACAAGCUGCUCCGCGGUCUCUUGUGGACGGCAAUUCUCCUUCCAAUUGUGCUUGGUUUCCUGGUCAUCUUCACAACGGCUUUCAGGCCAUCGUAUACACAUGCGCCAAGCCAUUAUAACGAGCUCCGAGAGCGGGCCGUUCAGUCCACGGAACCCGGUCGGGGAAACAUCCAUAACGAGAAGGUCUUCAUUGCGGCAAGCUUAUACGAUGCGAACGGUACGCUUGUUGGCGGAUCAUGGAGUCAGAACAUUUUGGAUCUGGUGGACCUGCUGGGCCCUGAGAAUGUGCAUUUGAGCAUAUACGAGAACGACCCUGAUGAUCUCGCAAAGGAUGCAUUGGAGAGCUUCAAGAGUCGCGUAAAGUGCAACUCUACCUUGGUCGCAGAGCAUCUUCCACUGGAAGAUAUCCGCCGCGUUCCCUUACCGAAUGGCGAAAAGCGUAUCAAGCGGAUUGCAUACCUUGCGGAAACCAGAAACAGAGCGCUGCGUCCCCUUGACGACAUUGAGACGAAAUUCGACAAGCUUCUUUUCUUGAACGAUGUUUACUUUAAUCCCAUAGACGCGGCGCAACUUCUUUUCUCUACCAACCUCGACUCCAACGGCAAGACGGACUAUCGCGCUGCAUGCGCGGUUGAUUUCAUCAACCCUUUCAAAUUCUACGACACGUUCGCAACCCGGGAUCUUGAGGGACACAGCAUGUCUCUCCCGUUCUUUCCCUGGUUCCCGAACGCAGGCCUGGCAGAUACCCGGAGCGAUGUCGUCAACCAAAAAGAUGCUGUUCGUGUCCGUAGUUGCUGGGGGGGUAUGGUCGCCUACGAGGCAAGAUGGUUCCAGUCAACACCCGAUCUCACGAAUGCCGACCCAGUCGAAGGCACUGCCUGGGGGGCAGCUUUCGCAAGUGGCCGGACGGAGUUGAGUGGUAUCCCAACCAACACGUCCACUCUCCGGUUUCGAUUUGAAGACCGGACGUACUGGGAAGCCUCUGAAUGCUGCCUCAUCAACGCCGAUAUCCAGAAACCGCGCGAUCCUGCAAACCCGCAUGCACCAAGCGGCAUCUUCAUGAACCCAUAUGUUCGCACUGCAUAUGACGAGUACACCCUUUUGUGGUUGCCCCUGACGCGCAGGCCGGAACGACUGUACUCCCUUAUCCACGAUAUACUGAACAGAAUUGUUGGUUUGCCAGGCAACAACCCCCGCCGUACACAGGAGCCUGGCGACCUUGUCAUGGAACGAGUAUGGCAGCAGGAUGCUGCUGCUUCCAACACGACCGAGCCCAUCGGCUCAUGGAAAGAGGUUGAGCGUAUCGCAGGGCCGGGCAGCUUCUGCGGCAGCAGGAAAUUGCUCGUGCUCGGCGAGAAGGAGGGCGAAUCCAAAUGGAUGCACUUUGCUGCGCCGCCUGAGGACGUUUGAUUUAUUUAUACUGCCGUAACAGCACGGCCGCAUUGAUUGAGCAUGCGCUCUAGAUGUCUGGCGUUUACCAGAGGGACUGGAGUAAGAACUGUCUAGCACUGGUUGCUACGAUUUUAUAAGACAGGCUUCGAGCAUUUUUUAUUAUAGAAGAGCAUGGUUAGACGGCCAUAUUUAGAGACGAUACCAGGGCAAGCGUCUAUGCUGCCCAUACCAUUACGGCAUAAAACUUUGUUAAUCCGCGUUCAUUAACGCUAGCUUUAAAUAUCAUUCUUCCCAGCCC
This is a messenger RNA of Aplosporella prunicola CBS 121167, 2248 nucleotides long. Its product is annotated as glycosyltransferase family 69 protein. The transcript is spliced from 2 exons. The record is from RefSeq and is a predicted model, not a curated record. The coding region runs from base 319 to 1968 and encodes 549 amino acids. Lineage: Eukaryota; Fungi; Ascomycota; Dothideomycetes; Botryosphaeriales; Aplosporellaceae.